Molecule: messenger RNA, 1612 nt
Organism: Pyrus x bretschneideri (Chinese white pear)
Lineage: Eukaryota; Viridiplantae; Streptophyta; Magnoliopsida; Rosales; Rosaceae
Product: magnesium-chelatase subunit ChlI, chloroplastic
Exons: 3
Coding region: 159-1424 (421 amino acids)
Biological process (GO): chlorophyll biosynthetic process
Cellular component (GO): chloroplast stroma
Molecular function (GO): ATP hydrolysis activity; magnesium chelatase activity; ATP binding
Source: RefSeq, a predicted model, not a curated record
CGUACAAGAUAGAUACAACUGAAAAUUUAUCCACAUAUCCUCAGCCUCACAAACCUAUAGACUGUCGGAAACCAUGCCUACCUCCGAAGCUCAAGAAGUAUACUUACAGUCGAAUACGGAGUUGUAGUCCCACUCCCUAUUCCCUAAACACUUCGUCCAUGGCGUCCGUACUCGGAAGUUGCUCGACAGCAGCAACUGUGGCCCCUCGACAUCUCUCAUCUCGCACUUCCAGGACUUCAAUUCCCUCUCUCUCCAUAUGCCCAGGGAAGAGUUUUGGGAGGAAGUUUUAUGGAGGGAUUGGGGUUCAUGGAAAGAAAAGGUCUCAAUUCCAAGUGACCAAUGUUGCUACUGAAAUCAGCCCUUCUGAGCAGGCACAGAGAGUUGCUGCUAAGGAAAACCAGAGGCCAGUAUAUCCAUUUGCCGCUAUUGUAGGACAAGACGAGAUGAAACUGUGUCUUCUGCUCAAUGUGAUUGAUCCCAAGAUUGGUGGUGUCAUGAUCAUGGGAGAUAGGGGAACUGGAAAAUCCACAACCGUUAGGUCUUUGGUCGAUUUGCUUCCUGAAAUUAAGGUAGUUUCUGGUGACCCAUACAACUCAGACCCAGAAGAUCCGGAGUCCAUGGGUGUGGAAGUUAGAGAGAGCAUUGUGAAGGGGGAGCAGCUUCCUGUUAUCAAGACUAAGAUCAACAUGGUUGAUUUACCCUUGGGUGCUACAGAAGAUAGAGUCUGCGGGACAAUUGACAUUGAGAAAGCUCUCACUGAGGGGGUCAAGGCAUUUGAGCCUGGCCUUCUUGCAAAAGCUAAUAGAGGAAUUCUGUAUGUGGACGAAGUUAAUCUUUUGGAUGAUCAUUUAGUGGAUGUUUUAUUGGAUUCUGCUGCAUCGGGAUGGAACACGGUGGAGAGAGAGGGUAUUUCAAUUUCACAUCCUGCCCGGUUUAUUUUAAUUGGCUCAGGCAAUCCAGAAGAAGGAGAGCUCAGGCCACAGUUGCUUGACCGUUUUGGAAUGCACGCACAGGUUGGGACUGUGAGGGAUGCAGAGCUCAGAGUGAAGAUUGUGGAGGAGAGGGCUCGGUUUGACAAAAACCCUAAAGAAUUUCGGGUUUCUUACGAAGCUGAGCAAGAAAAGCUUCAGGAACAAAUCGGCUCAGCUAGAAGUUAUCUUCCAUCUGUUCAGAUUGAUCAGGACCUCAAGGUGAAAAUCUCCAAGGUUUGCGCAGAGUUGAAUGUCGAUGGAUUGAGAGGAGACAUAGUGACUAACAGAGCUGCAAAAGCCUUGGCUGCUCUAAAGGGAAGUGAUAAGGUGUCUCCAGAGGAUAUUGCCACUGUCAUCCCUAACUGCUUAAGACAUCGUCUUCGGAAGGAUCCUUUAGAGUCGAUCGACUCCGGUUUACUUGUCAUGGAGAAGUUCUAUGAGGUGUUUAGCUGAAGGAGACACUGAAAGGCCCCUUACUUUUUUAAUUUUGUUGGCAAGAUUGUUUUUGUUUAAAUUCUUUUCCGGGUUUUAACCCAUCCCGCUUUUACACAAGCACAUUUAGGUUUCACCAUCAAUAUGUUCCGACUACUGUGUUAUAUUAUGGUCUAUUUUUUCAAGAAGCAUGAAGCUCAGUUGAACUA